AUGAUUGAUGCCGAGCAGUGGGCUCGCUUUGUAAAGGCGGUGUCAAGGCUGUUAGGAUGGAUCUACACAUUAUCCUGGAGCGCUUCUUUCUAUCCUCAACCCUGGCUGAACUGGAAACGCCGCAGCACUCAAGGCCUCGCCAUCGACUUUCCGCUUCUCAACGUCCUCGGCUUCGUAUGCUACACCAUAUCAACCUGCUGUUUCCUAUACUCGCCGACGAUCCGGCAACAAUACGCCCUAAGGCACCCAGCAUCCCCAGAGCCGACGGUGCAGUCGAAUGAUGUUGCUUUUGGCCUGCAUGCCGUCGUCCUCGUCAUCUUGACCUACUCGCAAUUUUUCUUCCGGUUAUGGGGCUUUCAAGUGUCAGCUCGUCAACGAGCCACUCGCCCCGUGUUGGCGGUCGUGUGGGGGAGCCUUCUUGCCCUUGGGGCCAUGGCCCUGUUGGUUCUUCUUCGCUCAGGCCGGGAAAAUCAGGAUCCCCUCGACUGGGCCUGGAUUGAUGUGCUGUACACAUUGGGAUAUGUCAAACUCGUUUGCACCUUUGUCAAGUACAUCCCGCAGGCUUUCUUCAACUACAAGCGCCAAUCGACCGAAGGCUGGAGUAUCGUGCAAAUCUUGUUCGAUCUCACCGGAGGCGUGCUGUCCAUAGCUCAACUUGUCCUGGAUGCGAGCUUCGGCGGGGACUGGAGUGGGAUCACCGGUAAUUCUCUCAAGCUGGGGCUUGCCAAUAUCAGCAUGGGGUUUGACCUGCUUUUUAUCGUUCAACAUUAUAUUUUAUACCGCGGCCAAGGACAGCUGUGGAAGGGCUCAAACGAGGAAAACGACCCGGAACGGCCGCUGCUCAGUCGUUGA
This is a messenger RNA of Cladophialophora psammophila CBS 110553, 852 nucleotides long. RefSeq lists its product as uncharacterized. Gene Ontology annotation, biological process: L-cystine transport. NCBI's taxonomy places the organism in Eukaryota, Fungi, Ascomycota, Eurotiomycetes, Chaetothyriales, Herpotrichiellaceae. The transcript is spliced from 4 exons. Gene Ontology annotation, molecular function: L-cystine transmembrane transporter activity. The record is from RefSeq and is a predicted model, not a curated record. Gene Ontology annotation, cellular component: vacuolar membrane; fungal-type vacuole. The coding region runs from base 1 to 852 and encodes 283 amino acids.